Molecule: messenger RNA, 1212 nt
Organism: Lodderomyces margitis
Lineage: Eukaryota; Fungi; Ascomycota; Pichiomycetes; Serinales; Debaryomycetaceae
Exons: 1
Coding region: 1-1212 (403 amino acids)
Source: RefSeq, a predicted model, not a curated record
AUGUGGCAGAUGGAUUCUGAUCAAUUUAUUCGGAAUUUUGAACUUUAUGAAGGUCAUUUAGUACUUAUUGAUUGUAUUUUAAGGCAUUUUCAUUCAAUCAAGUAUUUAAAAGUUAUUCUGAGGCGGUUCUUUUAUUGGGUGGAAAAUUCAGAUGUUGAUUUUUGCGACGCUAUACCAGGUUACAUUCGAGCUUGUAAGUUGAAGACAAUAUUUAUUUUCAACCAGUACAUUCGAAGACCAAGAAGGAAACUAGUUCAACCCGAGGAAGAAAGAACUUGGUUUUAUUUACCUCUCGGAACACGUCAAAGUGUAAUUAAUUUGGCCAGUCAGUUAUCGAACAUAACUACAUUGUUGAUGGAUUUCGAUCGGUGUGUCAAUUAUUCAAAUGUGUUUACGAAUAUGAAAUUGAGGAAAUUAUCAAUCAAGCGAUUACGGAUGCCAAACAGUUUCAUUGUUGAUGAAGUUUUCAAUACGGAAAACCUUCAAGAAUUGACACUAGUGGUGUCUUCUCCGUUGAAUAGAUUUUUUUCGGUAUUUGAAUUGGAUACGAAAUACCCACGAUUAUUUCUGCUUUGCUUACAAUAUAGAAAAACAAACGAAAAGGAUAGCUACGCCAAUGACUUGUUAAACUACAAACACAAGACGUUGGAAAUGCUCACUGUUUGUUAUGGCUCACUAAAACAGGUGCCUAUCAAGACAAUGUGCAGUUUAUCAUCCCCGUUCCCAGUAGCAAGCAUAAAUUUGUGGUUCUACUGGAAACAAGAAUGUCAGGAUGAAAUUAGUGAGAAAAUAAUUAUGAUGAGCCCUAGAGUACCUCAUGGAAUUGUGGGAGUUCAUAUGUUAUACUUUGACCAGACUGGCCUUGAUGAAUGCUUAAUGAGUAUAAAAAAGGAUGCGAAACACGAGGAAUUUUCUACACCCAAAGCGUAUUAUACGCAGUGGGAAUUGCAUCAAAUCAUUGCCCAAUGCUGCCGAGAAAGAAAGAAUUUCAUAUUACCUCGAGAUAGAUUGUUUAGACAGUACGAGAGCAUUGAGNCGAAACACGAGGAAUUUUCUACACCCAAAGCGUAUUAUACGCAGUGGGAAUUGUAUCAAAUCUUUGCCCAAUGCUGCCGAGAAAGAAAGAAUUUCGUAUUACCUCGAGAUAGAUUGUUUAGACAGUACGAGAGCAUUCAGAAAAGAUUUCCAUUACCGAAAGAUUAUGUUGCUUGA